AUGCGAAUUCUGAAGAACACUUAUCUAUCGAUAUCAAUGGCAGCUUCACGCUCUCUUCUAAAGUUGGACCAGAUUGAAGGUAAAGGAAGAGGAUUAGUUGCAACUCAGAAUCUCAAAGCCGGCCAAAUCAUCCUCACUGAAUCUCCCAUCAUUCUCUAUUCCACUUUCCCUCUCUUCUCUGAUUCAUCUUCUUCUUACUGUGAUCACUGCUUCAGGUCAAUUUUACCAGUUUCAACCCCAACACAACACACUGUUUCAUCAUAUUAUUCAUGCCCCUCUUGUUCGCGCCACCAUUUCUGUAGCCAGAAAUGCCUCUCUCUUGCUCUCAAAUCCUCUCAUUCUUCAUGGGUAUGUCAGGCCCUGUCUUGUCUUCGAGACUCUGGUUCAGAGCUUCUUCGUCAAUCCCAUGAACUUCAAGUCCAGGCUCGUUUCGUCGUUGCUGUCUAUAACCUUUCCCUUCUUUCCCCUUCCAGUAUUCAGAUCUUGCUCUCUCUUCUGGGAACCCCAGAUGACGCCAUUGUUAAAGCUUCAAGCUUUCUCCACUCUCUGAUUUCUUCUCUGUGCCCACCACCUCAGAAUCAGCUCCCUGCAGAACUCACAGCUCAACUUAUGGCUAAAGAUAGGCUUAAUUCUUUCUGCUUAAUGGAGCCAUAUUCCCCAGAUGGUCCUCAGAGAUCCAUCAAGGCCUAUGCUAUAUACCCAAAUGCCACUUUCUUUAACCAUGAUUGUCUUCCCAAUGCAUGCAGAUUCGAUUACGUCGAUGAUGGUGUUCCUGGAGAUGAACACAACACGGACAUUGUGAUCAGGAUGAUUGAGGAUGUUGCAGAGGGGAGAGAAGUGUGCAUAAGCUAUUUUAGAAUCAAUAGGGAUUAUUGGACGAGGAAGAGGAUCUUGAUGGAAGAUUAUGGGUUUGUUUGUGGGUGUGAGAGGUGCAAGAUUGAAGCCAACUGGGGUGUUGAUGAUGAUGAUCAAAGUAGCGGAUUGCCUCAUGAUUGGUUCCUACGGAAGUAUGUAUGUGAUAAGAAGAACUGUUCUGGCACACUGGCUCCUCUGCCUCCAAAGGAUGAUGAUGGGCAGUCUAAUGUCUUGGAAUGUAAUUUCUGUGGCGAUUUAAAACUUGAGGGUGCAUGAAUUCUCAAAAGGCUCCAACCUCAAUCUUUAUUGUUAUUUCUUUUCCUUGAUUUCAAUAACUGAAUCGUAAUUUAUGUAAUUCACCUCACAUAGUGGAAUAUGACUUGAUAUUUCAAUAA
This is a messenger RNA of Neltuma alba, 1250 nucleotides long. Its product is annotated as histone-lysine N-methyltransferase ASHR2-like. Gene Ontology annotation, molecular function: protein binding. The coding region runs from base 1 to 1131 and encodes 376 amino acids. The transcript is spliced from 2 exons. The record is from RefSeq and is a predicted model, not a curated record. NCBI's taxonomy places the organism in Eukaryota, Viridiplantae, Streptophyta, Magnoliopsida, Fabales, Fabaceae.